Molecule: messenger RNA, 2045 nt
Organism: Puntigrus tetrazona (Sumatra barb)
Lineage: Eukaryota; Metazoa; Chordata; Actinopteri; Cypriniformes; Cyprinidae
Product: adenosine receptor A1
Exons: 2
Coding region: 717-1706 (329 amino acids)
Biological process (GO): G protein-coupled adenosine receptor signaling pathway
Cellular component (GO): membrane; dendrite; synapse
Molecular function (GO): G protein-coupled adenosine receptor activity
Source: RefSeq, a predicted model, not a curated record
CAGUACGUCGCCCGGACACUUUGUUGAUCAUUUUAGGCGUAGGCUAUUUUCAUACAUUUAGCAUCCAGCAUCUUAUUUAGCAACUUAUCUAAGACGCAGCCUAAAUAAAUGAAUAUAUAACAGAGGUAAAUAACAACUUGAACUGCAACUCAUUAGGUUGAUCAGGUGCUGUUGCGCGCGCCUGUCGCUCUCUCGUGGCGUCUGAUUGGUGAAACUCGCGUCGCUCGCGCUGGCGUGCACGAGGAGGCUGUCCGUGGAGCCAGUGUGCGCGUUAUCGCGCUGAUUCAAAGUUAAGGUGACCGUCAGACCGCGCAAGACCGAUCGGCACAUGUACUGGCAUAAUUCCGAAACGUAUGACAGAGGCGUGUGGACACUCUGGCGCACAGGUGUUAAGUCACGCUUAGAUUCGCUUUGAUGAACUGUGAGUGCGUGUGAUGUGAUGUGCGGGAAAUGUGGUGCUGGACGGUCUGAAGUGACUCAUACCAACUCACUGUGAAGCCGGACUGCACACCCGGACGCGAUGAGGAGGACGACCGUGAUGUCGCGGACGCAUUUCGGAGAGUAAACGCAACUUGUGAUUUCAUCCUGCGCCAUGUAACUUUGGCACCGACAUGUAAACCAGAGAAAAACGACAGUUUUGGACGUACCGGCAGACUUAUAAUAAUCUGGGGAAUCUUUUAUCCUGUUCGGCAUUAGCACGUGCGCUCCUCGCAAGGAUGCCUGGUGUCCUGGGUCUCUACAUCGGGAUGGAGGUCCUCAUCGCCCUUUCCUCCGUCAUUGGGAAUGUGAUGGUGGUCUGGGCUGUGAGAAUCAACCGAUCUCUGCGAGACACGACCAUUUAUUUCAUCGUCAGCCUUGCUCUGGCGGACAUUGCCGUCGGGGCACUUGUCAUUCCUCUGGCCAUAACCAUAAGCAUCGGGCUGAAGACUCAUUUUUACAGCUGUCUGCUCGUUGCGUGCACUGUACUGGUGCUAACGCAAAGUUCAAUACUCGCCCUCCUGGCUAUUGCUAUUGACCGCUAUCUGAGGGUCAAGAUACCAAUGAGCUAUAAAAGAGUGGUGACACCAAAGCGUGCUGGCACCGCAGUGAUGGUGUGCUGGAUGGUGGCCAUCGUAGUCGGCCUGACGCCCAUGUUGGGCUGGAACAAUCUGGAGAAGCUACGCCAGACCAACGGCACCUUGGGUGCUGACCUUCUCGUAACCUGCGAGUUCGAGAACGUCAUCAGUAUGGAGUACAUGGUCUACUUCAACUUCUUCGGGUGGGUGCUGCCGCCGCUCGUCCUCAUGUUGCUCAUCUACGCUGAGAUCUUCUACAUGAUCCACAAGCAGCUCAACAAGAAGGUUACCGCCAACCAGACCGACCCCACUCGAUAUUACGGGAAGGAACUCAAGCUGGCGAAAUCUCUGGCGCUGGUGCUCUUCUUGUUUGCAGUCAGCUGGUUGCCGUUGCAUAUCCUGAAUUGCAUCACUCUCUUCUGCCCUAGUUGUGAGAAUUCAAUGUGCCUUCUUUACGUGGCUAUCUUGCUCAGUCAUGGCAACUCCGCCGUCAAUCCCAUCGUUUAUGCAUUCCGCAUUAAGAAAUUCCGUAAUGCUUUCGUUAAGAUCUGGAAACAGUAUGUGUGUUGCACGGAGGAUCCUCGACUGGGCGAUCGGCCCAGCUUUCGCAUAGACAGCAAAGAGAGAAGACUGCGGGACAACGACAUCUGAAGCUACGCUAACCAGGUCUCCUCCAUGAGAAGCGCUUGUUGAAGUAUGACCGUAUAGAUGCAUGGAUGCUGUCAGUCGUGAGAAUGUGUUUGCUGCAGAAAUGGAGACGAUCGAACAUUACUGGCAACGUUUCCUCAAACCCAGUCAAUGGUGCAUAGAACGAAUUGCAUCGUUAGGGUGGGACCAUUAAAUAAAUGAAAAUGGCCUGUUUUAAAGGAAUAGCCACACAGGCAUUCGCAUCUGUGGGAAAAUCUUUAUUCAGUUAUAUGAUUUUUUUUUUUUUUUGUGCUGUGGUUCAUUCGAAUGCGGCAAUCACAUAAAGGGCUUUGUAUAAUGAAU